Messenger RNA from Triticum turgidum subsp. durum (durum wheat), 951 nucleotides. The record is from the annotation of a GenBank genome assembly. NCBI's taxonomy places the organism in Eukaryota, Viridiplantae, Streptophyta, Magnoliopsida, Poales, Poaceae.
AUGGCCGGUGGUUUGGAAUGGAACGUUGCCGCGGUAAUAACCAUAGUUGGCUGGUUGGUGUCGCCCAUCAUCACGCUGAUCCUGCCCAAGAUCUUUGCCUGCCUCGGCUUUGACGCGGAGCAGAAGCUCAGGGAGCUCAAGAUCCGCAUCAUCCCGGAGCUGGAGAACACGCUGCGUGAUGUAGAUCAGGUGAGGAUGAUGCAGAGGGGAGAAGUACCCCACCACGUCUCCAGGCUUGACGAGAUGGCUGGAUGGCUGAGGCACGCACAGUACGAUGUGGAUGUCAUCUUCGACGAUGCUCAUGACAUCAAGUCGCGUCGCCUCACCGGCGCUUUGGAGACCUGCGUUGCUCGUUGCUUGGGGGUUAUUCCGUGCAUCGUCUGGAAGGGAUCGGCUCUGCUAAUGGGGUGGCUGAUGCACAUCUCCUUGUGUCGGUGGUUCCGAUGCAGGUCAGAAGAGGAGCCCGCUCCUGUGACUGUCAGCGUUGAGGCCUCAGGCGAGCCCGUGACCAUCGAUAUUGCGUCCUCCAAUGAUGAAGAUGAAGAUGAACUCGAUCCAGUAGCUGCCCGUGCUGCGGCCUUUGAUGAUGAGCACGUUCCGGUGACUAGCGGUGUUGAGGCACUCGGCGAGCCUAAUCCAGUGACUUGUGAUACUGUGGUCUCCGCCGCUGCGCCGUCCGAUCAUGUGGUUGUUCCGGCGACUUUUGGUGGUGCAGCCUCUGACGAGCCUCUUCCGGUGGAUGCAUCCUCUGGCCGGUGGCUCUCUUGCUUGUGCAGCUCUAUCGACUCAUCGAAGAACUGUUGUAGGUUCAUAGUCAACUGGCUAGUUCAUGCGAUUGAUGUUGCCCGCUUUUAUCGAGACUGGUCCUAUGAGGCAGUUGGCAUCAAAAGUAAGCAGAGGAUGCCACUGCGUUUGAUUUUAUCCUUACUGCAAUCUCAAAAUGGAAUUUGA